AUGUUGACAGGCAAAGGAAAGCAAGUCGCCGCCAAGCCGGAUUGGAAGGAACAACUUGCAAUGCUAGAUCAAGACGUGGGCUGGGACGCGCCAUCAGGCUUGGACUGGGCGGAAAGUGGCAACCCGGAGAAACAAGAAGUAUUUACCCCGAGUCCACACCCGAGCAGGCACGACCAUAACGGACUUACUCACGAUCCGCAGUCAAAAGAAAAUGACCACCAUGUCUUCCUGGCAGAAGCCGAAAGUGGAGAUGCUUCAACAACGAUGAUGACCGACUACGCUUACGCCGCUUAUUGCAGUGACUUCGCAGCCUGCUACAAUGACUACGCUGUCUACGACGAUACAUCACAAUACCUCGAUAGCGACAAAUACUUCGAUGCAUGGGGAUGUAUCCUGGAAGAUGACCCAAUAACAUCGCUAGAGGUGCAGCAGAGCAUUUGGGAGGCAGCUGUGGGGGAGUCACGCGGCGCAGAGAAGGGCCAGCACCACCACACCAGCACCCGCAGCACAGACGACGGACGCCAAACACAUUUCUGCUCACAAGCCAAACAAGCACAAGAACAAUGUGUCCAGCCAAAGAGCCAGCUAGUGGCCUACCUCUACCACCGCUUUGGAGAGGACAUUCGUUACGAGAACCGGUGUUGCUGCCACGAGUGGCUGUACGACUGCGUCGAGGAGGACAGGAAGGCUACCAGAACGGAGUACUCCCUAACGGGCGGGGGCCUGCCGAAGGACGAUUGCGUGUUGCUGCCAUACCCGCAAGAGGAGAUGCCGGGGACGGAGCACGCCGACAAGCCGGUGCUGAUGGUGACGACGCCAGAGGGGGAAGCAUUGUUCCCUCACGACAUGGGGGACUACCCGGAACCAACAAUCUCGAGCGAACGGCCGAUUGGAGGGGAGAUGGUGGCUCAGGUUCGAGACUACGUAACGCCGUAUGAGGACGAAGACGGUGCGGACAUUUGA
Molecule: messenger RNA, 963 nt
Organism: Diaporthe amygdali
Lineage: Eukaryota; Fungi; Ascomycota; Sordariomycetes; Diaporthales; Diaporthaceae
Exons: 1
Coding region: 1-963 (320 amino acids)
Source: RefSeq, a predicted model, not a curated record